GGUUAUUUGAGGUUAAACUUCUCCUAUGACAAAAUGUACCUAAGAUGGUUCCACUUCCCAAAUUGGAUUCACCACAAGUUUAAAAAUCCUUGUUUGGUAGUUGAUUAUAGUAUUGUUAUGAGUAUUUAUCCAAAAUUGAAUGUGUAAUUAAUUAUGAUUAUUAAGAUUUUCUUUUCAGGGGGAACAGAUUCAGCUAAUUAGUGCUGACUGCUGACUCUUUUCUGUGUUCACACUAACCAAUGGACUAAACAAAGAUCAAAAAUUUUUUUGAAGGUUUUUUUUUUUUUCAAACUUUUUUUCCCUAACAUUUUCAAACUCUCUCUUGAACAUCAGCUACAAACACCAUAUUUGUUUUACAUAUUUAUUUAAUUAUAUAAUUAUUUUAGACAUAACAAAAAGCAAGAGCAAAAUUUCCCUUUUCCUCAUUUCCUCCUUCUUUACUUCCUUUUUCUCAAAACAUCAGUUUCUUUAAUUUGUUGAUCUACUUUGUCCUUAACCUACAAGCUUUGAUCUUUUGUUCGGUGAGGUUUGUUUGAGUCACUGAUGAGGGUGACUCAUGUGGGCUGAGAGAAAUCCCGCUGAGGAAAUUUUUUUUUCUUUUUUAGUGGAAUAAAGUUGGGAUUUUUGUGAGAUGGGUUGUUGUAGAAAAGUGUAGAAACUAAUAAAAAUUUAUUGCUCAUGGUGAGGAAGAUAUUUGAGUUUUCCAUCUAUGUGUUGAUGGUCAUAUGCAAAUUAUAGGUACUUAUUUUGAAGUGGGUUCAGCUGGGCUUUGUUUGAUUUGUGAGGAUUUGAUAUGGGUUGUUUUCCAUGCUUUGGAUCAUCAAACAAAGGUGGAAACGGUGUUAAGGAAGUGCUAAAGAAGGACUCCUUGAAGGAAAGUUCGGCUGGUGUAUCAAACCAUGUGGAAAGACUUGGUUCAGACAAAUCCAAGACCAGGGGUGGUAAUGACCCCAAGAAGGAGCCAUCUUUUCAGAAAGAUGGACCACCAGCAAACAUUGCUGCACAGACAUUUACAUUUCGCGAACUUGCUGCUGCAACAAAGAAUUUUCGGCCAGAGUCUUUGUUGGGCGAAGGUGGGUUUGGGCGAGUUUAUAAAGGACGGUUGGAAUCGGGACAGGUAUGUUAAAGAUCAUAUUAUCAGAAAAUUUUGAGGUGAUUGGGUUGGACUGGUUACAUAUUCUACUAGUGUGAACCUUCAUUCAAUCAUCUUCUUGGUUACAUUGCUUAAAGUGGUUGCUUUUGCAGGUAGUUGCAGUAAAACAGCUUGAUCGCAAUGGUCUUCAGGGAAAUAGAGAGUUUUUGGUUGAGGUUUUAAUGCUUAGCUUGCUACACCAUCCAAACCUUGUGAACUUGAUUGGUUAUUGUGCGGAUGGGGAUCAAAGGCUCCUUGUUUAUGAGUUUAUGCCUUUGGGAUCAUUAGAAGACCAUUUGCACGAUCUUGCACCAAAUAAAGAACCUUUAGACUGGAAUACAAGAAUGAAGAUUGCAGCUGGGGCAGCAAAAGGAUUGGAGUACUUGCACGAUAAAGCCAACCCUCCUGUCAUAUAUAGAGACCUAAAAUCCUCCAAUAUCCUUCUAGAUGAAGGUUUUCAUCCCAAAUUAUCCGAUUUUGGGCUUGCAAAACUUGGUCCUGUUGGUGACAAGACUCAUGUCUCCACUAGGGUGAUGGGGACUUAUGGUUAUUGUGCUCCUGAAUAUGCUAUGACCGGCCAGCUCACUUUGAAGUCCGAUGUAUAUAGUUUUGGAGUUGUCUUCCUUGAACUCAUCACUGGGCGCAAGGCCAUUGAUAACACCCGGGCUUCAGGAGAGCAUAAUCUUGUUGCAUGGGCAAGGCCACUCUUUAAAGAUCGAAGGAAGUUUCCAAAAAUGGCUGAUCCAUUGUUGCAAGGUCGAUACCCAAUGCGAGGACUUUACCAAGCAUUGGCAGUGGCAGCCAUGUGCUUGCAAGAACAAGCUGCAACGAGGCCCCUAAUUGGGGAUGUGGUGACUGCUUUGACAUAUUUAGCCUCUCAAACAUAUGAUCCCAAUGCCCCUGCACAGAGUAACAAAGUCGGUCCAUCCACUCCGAGGAGCAGGGAUGAUCGUAGGAACAUGGCAGAUGGGGUCGACAGUCCAGACCGUGGUUUCCUUGGAUCCCCGUCAACUCAUAGAAACUCACCUGAUUUCCGAAAGAGAGAUUCUACCAGAGAAUCUAGCAACGGUUCCGAUUUGAGGAGAAUUGAAACUGGUGUAGGGUCGGGAAGGAAGUGGGGGAUUGAUGAGUCAGAGUCUCAGAAGGACAGUCCUGGAAGCGCAGGUAGAGCCAGAGAAACACCCAGGAAUCGGGAUUUAGACAGAGAACGGGCCGUAGCAGAAGCUAAAGUAUGGGGUGAAGGCUGGAGAGAGAAGAAGAAGGCCAACGAGGUGGGAAGUUUUGAUGGUACAAAUGAUAGACAAUGGUGAGCGUGCAUCAUCAACAAUCACCUUCCCCUUGGUUGAGACAAUUAUCCUUGUAGAAUAAGAGUCCCUUGUAGUUUGUACCCAACUUUGUCUUGUACUAUUUGUCAUUAUAAAUCAUUCUUGUAUCUGAUAGUUUGAACUGGAUUCCGAGUCAUAUGGUAAGAGGAGAUGUAGUUAUGAGGGAAGAAAGACGAGAAAGAGGGCUAAUGGUUGUAAUUUGAGUAAUUACUGACAUAGCCCUUACUGCACCAUGUUGUUGCACUCUAUCUCUAUAUUAGGUUUUUCGGAUGUCCAUGAUAAUGUAAUACAAAGAGCAGUCGGAGAGAUGUCUUAUUUUCGAGAGAUGGUUCUGAUGUCGAUGAAAAGGCUUGUCUGUAGUUCUUAGGGCUUCUGUCUAUAGAUUUUUCUUAGACAUCAUGUCGCUUGUAUAUUAUUUUCCGAUACUUCUUUUCCCAUACCUCUCGUUCUCUAUUCUUUUCGCAUUUGAUCAUUUGAUGAUCCGUACUCAAAGUUUUGCAAUUGGUUCAUAAUUUUUCUGUUCAACACAAGCUUAUGCAUGGCUUAAAGAGAUCUUCAAAUAAGAUGACCUUGGUUAUUUCUUAUUUGCACAUUUUCAGGCCUUUAGCUCAAGUAAUAGCAGUGAGUUGUAGUUUUGUCUGGAUUCUUUCCUUCGCCAUUAGUAGUUUCAAGACUAAUUGAUUGUGAUUACUAUCUUUUCCUUCCAGUGUAUCUAGCUGAAUGUCACUCCUGAAACUGCAAAUCUGUCAUGUUACCGAGGAAUUUUCAGCCUAAC
Messenger RNA from Oldenlandia corymbosa var. corymbosa, 3232 nucleotides. Lineage: Eukaryota; Viridiplantae; Streptophyta; Magnoliopsida; Gentianales; Rubiaceae. The record is from the annotation of a GenBank genome assembly.